Messenger RNA from Homalodisca vitripennis (glassy-winged sharpshooter), 803 nucleotides. RefSeq names its product thioredoxin-related transmembrane protein 1-like. NCBI's taxonomy places the organism in Eukaryota, Metazoa, Arthropoda, Insecta, Hemiptera, Cicadellidae. The coding region runs from base 39 to 788 and encodes 249 amino acids. The transcript is spliced from 6 exons. The record is from RefSeq and is a predicted model, not a curated record.
CUUCUACAGUAAUUAAUUUAAUUGAGGUUGUGGUAAAUAUGGCGUCGUUCAUGUGGUGUUGUUUAUUUAAAGUAUUAAUUCUUGUAAGUUAUUUUUUAAUAUGCAUAGAAAGCAAAUCUCAAUUAAUGAGUUUAAAUGAAGACAACUGGGAUUUAAUGCUGAAUGGAGAAUGGAUGGUUGAAUUUUAUGCACCAUGGUGUCCGGCUUGCAAAGCUCUGCAGUCCUCGUGGGAGGAGUUCUCAGGGUGGAGUAAAGACUUGAACAUCAAGGUGGGCCAGGUGGAUGUGACGGCCUCGCCCGGCCUCAGUGGCCGCUUCAUGGUCACCGCCUUACCGACCAUAUUCCAUGUGCUGAAUGGUGAAUUCCGACAAUAUCGAGGGGCGAGAGACAAGGAGUCGUUCAUUUCGUUCAUUGAGGAAGACAAGUGGAAAUCUGUAGAUGCGAUCCCAGGAUGGAAGUCUCCUGCAUCAUUCCAGAUGUCCGUUGUUUCCUACUUCUUCAAAAUGUCACAACUGCUCAGGGAUUUGCAGAUUGCUACAAAAAAAGCUGUACACACACGGUUGAUGGAGGAUUAUGGAUUGCCUACUUGGGGAUCGUACUUGAUAUUCGCUGUGGCAACGAUCAUCAUUGGAGCUCUUCUGGGAUUGUUGUUUUCGCAGGUGGCGGUGUGCACCAUUGACUUGUUCUUCCCACCCAAGAGCAUGUCACCACCCAGCGUCAAGCAAAAACACAAGGAGAAAGAAAUGGAAAUAGAGGAAUCUGUGAGUAUUAAAAAAUGUUAUUGCUAAGUAGACGUUUUAGAG